Sturnus vulgaris (Common starling) is the source of this 1912-nucleotide messenger RNA. The record is from RefSeq and is a predicted model, not a curated record. NCBI's taxonomy places the organism in Eukaryota, Metazoa, Chordata, Aves, Passeriformes, Sturnidae.
UCCAGGCGAUGACUUUCACCUCACCCCUGCUUGAAUGAGAGCAAUUCAGGGCCCAGUUUGCAGCAGGACUGGACUUCUUACAGCCUGAGGAGCCUCUGUGGGUUCUUCUAAGGUAGACCCCAUUCUAAUAUUAGCAGUGUGUGAGAAGUGUGGUCAUACUGCCAGCCCUCCUCUGCUAUAAGUGUAACAAACCAGCUCCAUUUGUCAUUCAGCUGUUGGCAACAGGAAACCACCAACAGCAACUCAACACACGACAACCAGGAGAAUUAGGGUUUUCUCUUUCUGCAAAGUUUGAAAUUCGUCAAAAGGAGCUGAUAGUCCCAAGCUGAUGAUCUGGAAGGGGUUUUUCAACUCUGGUGCACAGCUAAGAUUGAGUGGGAUAUGAUUUAAUCUGAACACAGGACACUCAAGGAUGGGGUUGUUUGGCAGCAAAAAUCAGCUGAUGCCCAAUGAGAAACACACUUCUGGAGGCAACCCAAAAAUCAGGGGAAAACCUCCUCCUGCCCCACCCAAGGGGAGACAAGUUAUCAACAGCUCUCAUCUAAACCAAGCCUCUGCACAAGAUCAAUUGUUUGUGGUUGCACUGUAUGAUUUUCCUGCCUCAAGUGACCGUGACCUGGAGCUGGUCAAGGGGGAGAAACUCCAGGUCCUCUCCAACGAGGGGGAUUGGUGGCUGGCAAAGUCCCUCAGCACUGGGAGGAAAGGAUACAUCCCCAGCAACUUCGUGGCACAAGUGGACACUUUGGAAGAGGAAAAGUGGUAUUUUAGAACUCUGAGCAGAAAAGAUGCUGAACGGCUGCUGUUGUCUUCUGGGAACAAAGUUGGCUCUUUCCUCGUCAGGGAGAGUGAAACCACCAAAGAUGCCUAUUCCCUGUCUGUGAGAGACAGCAACUCUGCUCACGGGGAUGUCAUCAAACACUACAGGAUCCGCUCCCUGGAUGGAGGGGGGUACUACAUCUCCCCCAGGAUGACUUUCUCCAGCCUGCCAGAGCUCAUCCAUCAUUACAGCCAGAAAGGGGAUGGGCUGUGCCAGCGCCUCACAGCUCCCUGCACAUCCCUGGUCCCCCAGAGACCCUGGGCUCAGGACGAGUGGGAGAUCCCUCGGGAGGCUCUGAAGCUUGUGAAGAAGUUGGGCAGUGGGCAGUUCGGGGAAGUGUGGAUGGGCUACUACAAGAACAACAUCAAGGUGGCAGUGAAGACCAUGAAGGAGGGCAGCAUGGAUCCUGAUGCCUUCCUGGCAGAGGCAAACCUGAUGAAGAAGCUGCAGCACAACAAACUGGUCCGGUUGUAUGCAGUGGUCACCAAGCAGCCCAUCUACAUUGUGACAGAGUACAUGGCCAAUGGGUGUUUGCUGGAUUUCCUGAAGACAGAAGAAGGAAGCCAACUGAAUCUCCCCAAACUCAUUGAUAUCUCUGCUCAGGUGGCAGAGGGCAUGGCCUACAUCGAGCGCAUGAACUUCAUCCACCGGGACCUGCGGGCUGCCAACAUCCUCGUCUCGGAGACGCUCUGCUGCAAAAUCGCUGAUUUCGGUCUGGCCAGGCUCAUCGAGAACGAGUACCUGGCUCAGGAAGGUGCCAAAUUUCCCAUCAAAUGGACAGCUCCAGAGGCCAUUAACUAUGGGGUUUUCACCAUCAAAUCUGAUGUGUGGUCAUUCGGGAUCCUCCUGACAGAGAUCAUCACCUACGGCAGGAUCCCAUAUCCAGGGAUGACCAACCCCGAGGUGAUUCGCAACCUGGAGCGGGGCUACCGCAUGCCGUGCCCGGAGAUGUGUCCCGGGGAGCUCUACAGCAUCAUCCUCAAAUGCUGGCGCACCAACCCCGAGGAGCGCCCCACCUUCGAGUACCUGCAGUCGGUGCUCGAGGACUUCUACACCUCCACGGAGAAGCAGUACGAGCCCGAGCCGCAGCAGUGA